Messenger RNA from Humulus lupulus (European hop), 552 nucleotides. RefSeq lists its product as uncharacterized. The coding region runs from base 100 to 357 and encodes 85 amino acids. The record is from RefSeq and is a predicted model, not a curated record. The transcript has a single exon. NCBI's taxonomy places the organism in Eukaryota, Viridiplantae, Streptophyta, Magnoliopsida, Rosales, Cannabaceae.
GUAACUAGUAAGAAAAUAAAGGCACAAUAAGUAUAAAGUUCGUUCUUCCUCGGCUCUCCCCAAAGCUAGACGAAUAAUUGCGUUCCUCAGCAGCCCAACAUGAUUAGCGUUCUCGCUCAGGAGCGGCUGCUAGGGGCCACACUUGGAAGCAUACUGACGGGAAUAGUGGUAUUCGAGCAGCGAAGAAAAAUUUAUAGGUCGAUUUCAGAUACUCAACCCCAAUUAAGCUCCCAAUUUCAGGUGGGAGAGCCCAUAUUUGGAAAGGAAACUCGCUCAGAGCUCGCGCGCAUGUGGAACAAGGGUGUAGACCAGGCAUUUGGACCUGCGAUUCAUCAUCUUAGCUCCCGCGGAUGGUAGAUUUUGUGUGAUACUAUUCCCAACUAUGAACCCCCUUUAUUCAUUUCAUACAUGUUACGGCUUUCCUAACUUUGAAUCAUUUGCAUCUUGAGACAAUGGCCUUGAUUGAUUUUCAAGGACUCAUAUCAUAAUAAUUAUAAUGCCUUGUAUUAUUCUUUUCCUUGUUUGUUUAUCAAAUCUUUUUUUUGUAUCGUA